GUCCCGCGGUGAGUACGCGCGGCUCCGCACUACAGCUGGAGCCAGAGCAUGUCCUGGUGUGGGAACUCCUGCGCACCUGUACAGUUAUUCAGUCCUGUGUCGCCGAGGGGUCGGCUUGAGGCUGGCGGAGCGUAGAAGUAAAUUGAACUUUACCAAAGAAUGGAAUCAAGUGAUGGCUUUUUCUUUAGAAUUUGAAUAUGGAGGCUUCAGGAACAGAUGAAGUUGACAAGCUAAAAACUAAAUUCAUAUCUGCUUGGAACAACAUGAAAUAUAGUUGGGUGUUGAAAACAAAGACGUAUUUUAGUAGAAAUUCACCUGUUUUAUUGCUUGGAAAAUGUUAUCAUUUUAAAUAUGAAGAUGAGAACAGUAUGCUGCCUGCAAGAUCAGGAUGCGCCAUUGAAGACCACGUAAUUGCAGGGAACGUCGAAGAGUUCCGUAAGGAUUUCAUUUCUAGAAUAUGGCUGACCUACAGGGAAGAGUUCCCUCAAAUAGCAGCUUCCGCCCUGACGACAGACUGUGGCUGGGGCUGCACGCUGAGGACCGGCCAGAUGCUGCUGGCUCAGGGGCUCGUCCUGCAUUUUCUUGGUAGAGCUUGGACCUGGCCCGAUGCACUGCACAUUGAGGACUCCGACUCUGACUCAUGGACCUCCAACACUGUCAGGAAGUUCACUGCAUCAUUUGAAGCAUCACUUUCAGGAGAGAGAGAACUCAGAACUGCAGCAGUUUCCCUGAAGGAUGCGGCCGGGAAACAUUCUGACGACCAUGCAGCGCAGAACGAGAUCUAUCACCGGAGAAUCAUCUCGUGGUUUGGAGAUUCCCCCGUGGCUGUCUUCGGCUUACAUCGACUCGUAGAGUUCGGAAAGAAGUCUGGGAAAAAGGCUGGUGAUUGGUAUGGACCAGCAGUGGUUGCUCACAUUUUAAGAAAAGCAGUUGAAGAAGCACGACACCCUGACUUGCAAGGAAUAACUAUUUAUGUUGCACAGGACUGUACAGUUUACAAUUCUGAUGUAAUUGAUAAGCAGACUGAUUCUGUGACCUCUGGAGAUGCACGUGACAAGGCUGUUAUUAUUUUAGUUCCUGUUAGACUUGGUGGAGAAAGAACCAAUACUGACUAUCUGGAGUUUGUGAAGGGUGUUUUAAGCCUCGAAUAUUGUGUAGGUAUUAUUGGCGGCAAACCUAAACAGUCAUAUUACUUUGCUGGAUUUCAAGAUGACAGUUUGAUUUACAUGGACCCUCAUUACUGCCAGUCUUUUGUAGAUGUCAACAUAAAGGAUUUCCCUCUUGAGACAUUUCACUGCCCGUCUCCUAAAAAGAUGUCAUUUCGAAAAAUGGAUCCUAGUUGUACAAUAGGAUUUUAUUGCCGAAAUGUCCAGGACUUUGAACGAGCGUCUGAAGAAAUCACUAAGAUGUUGAAAAUUUCCUCUAAGGAGAAAUAUCCAUUAUUCACUUUCGUAAAUGGCCAUUCCAGAGACUUUGACUUCACACCUUCUGCAGCCAGUGAAGAAGACCUUUUCUCAGAAGAUGAAAAGAGAAACUUCCAAAGAUUUAGCACAGAGGAGUUUGUCCUGCUUUAACGAUGAAAACGUGUGUGCUUAUGAGAAGAGCCUGAGCACAGCAGCGCGGGGGAGAGCACCCAGCGAGCUUGAGAUUGCUCAUGCUCAGAUGCCAACUGCGCAUGUCCUCUUAACAGUGCACAUUUGAAAACCCCCAAACUUAGAGGUAUUUUUCUGAAAGAAAUGAUUUGCUGGCUCUUGCUUUCCAGUGAUAAAGAACAAGUGAUUCUCGUUGCAUUCCUGUUUCCCCAAAGAUGAACUAACGAAGCACUACCUGAACUGCAAGCCUUUUGGUCCCCAGCAUUUUCUACCUGAGUCCAUCAGUCCCCUGAAGACUUUGUGAUAUAUCUUCCCUCAAAGAUUCAUAUCACUAAAUUACUUUUAAAAGCCUCAUGUUGUGUCAUUGGCGGGAGACCAGAGCCUGGAUCUUCAGAACUACCCAGCCUCCUGCUGUUAACGUAACCAGAGGCUGCCUUGGGUUUAUGUAUCUGGACAGUGAAAUGGACAUGUAAAAUUAUAUAAACAGGAUUUUAAGGUAAUAUUUACCAAUAUGAUUCUACAGCAGCCACUCUUUAUGCUUGCUGCAGGACACUCUAUGAAGAAUAAAUAUAAAACACUUGUUUUCUUUUGCUCCCUUCCUUCAUUUCUUACCUUCCUUCUUUUCGUUUCUUUCCUUCUUUCAGUAUUGGGGCUUGAACCUAGGGCCUUGUGCAUGAUAGGCAGGUAGAUGUUCUACCUCUGAGUAUCCUGAAGUGCCGAUUUCCCCCACGUAUUUAAAAGUUAAGUAGUCAGUAGUAUGGUUAUUUAUUUUAAUUAAGUAAAGGAAAUCACAGAAUUGUAGUAGUAAAAUUUUAUGGAAAUCCAAUUUAUUACCCACUUUUUAGGUCUAAAGAUGAAUACCAAGAAAAAUAUGGAUGCUUUCUGAUUUUACUGUUCAUGUAAAGUGGUGUCAUGGUGUUUAGGAGCUGAGAUAUUUACAAGUUAAAUCUGCCUUAAGGAUGUUGGGAGUUUACUUAAAGGCAAACUUGUUAUAUAAAAAUAUAAACGUUAUCACCAACCCAGUGGC
This is a messenger RNA of Acomys russatus (golden spiny mouse), 2619 nucleotides long. RefSeq names its product autophagy related 4C cysteine peptidase (gene Atg4c). Bases 198 to 1574 code for a protein of 458 amino acids. The transcript has 11 exons. Gene Ontology annotation, molecular function: protein-phosphatidylethanolamide deconjugating activity. The record is from RefSeq and is a predicted model, not a curated record. Lineage: Eukaryota; Metazoa; Chordata; Mammalia; Rodentia; Muridae.